AUGCGAGAAAUAUUUGUUAAGUGGAAUUUCCCUAAGCCUGGAUACUAUAAGUUGAACACAGAUGGUGCUUCGUCUAACUCUAGUUUUGCAGGUAUUGGAGGGGUCGUUAGAGAUGAUGUUGGUUCUUUUGUGGCAGGCUUUGCUAAGUUCAUCUAUCAAAAUGGGAGCAAUGUGGCUGAAGUGUGGGCUGCAAGAGAAGGUCUUCUUCUUGCUAUCCAAUUGGGAAUCACAAAGCUUGAAAUUGAAUGCGAUUCAACCUACACUGUUCAACUCUGCAAUGGCGAGGUUACACCACCUUGGUACCUUAAGGCUCUUGUCCAGGACAUUGUCGACUUGAAGAAGAGAUUUGAAGACCUUGUCUUCAUUCAUGAAUAUAGAGAGUCCAAGAAACCUUCUGAGAGAAUAUUAGAGGGGGUGUGGUUUAAUAACCCACCAGUAGAAAUUGUCAAUAAUCUUGUUGCUGACAUUCAGGGUGUGUCUUACCAUAAGAUGAUCAGAGUUGCUUAG
Molecule: messenger RNA, 507 nt
Organism: Papaver somniferum (opium poppy)
Lineage: Eukaryota; Viridiplantae; Streptophyta; Magnoliopsida; Ranunculales; Papaveraceae
Exons: 1
Coding region: 1-507 (168 amino acids)
Molecular function (GO): RNA-DNA hybrid ribonuclease activity; nucleic acid binding
Source: RefSeq, a predicted model, not a curated record